Protopolystoma xenopodis is the source of this 486-nucleotide messenger RNA. The record is from the annotation of a GenBank genome assembly. Lineage: Eukaryota; Metazoa; Platyhelminthes; Monogenea; Polystomatidea; Polystomatidae.
AUGAUGCACACGACGACGUACCAGGCGUGUCGACCUGGCGUUUGGCCGAGACGCCUGCGGUUACCUUGUCUGCUGAUGCUCGUCCUCAUGACCUUCGAUGCGCCGGGCGGGGCGGCCAGCUGGCGCAUUGAAGAGCGCAAACUCGACUACCAACUGGCCGAAAACGCGCCCAUCGGCACGUUGCUCGGCAACGUGGCCGUCGAGGCCAUCGGCUUCGGCGGGCUCGGCAUUACCGCGUCCGACGCUGGGCUGAUCGGCUCGAGUCCCGACGCCACGGCAUACCUGCGCCUGCAGAAGACGCCCACCCUUCGCUCCGUCUACAGUCUGGGCGCGCCCUCCAGCCUGUUCAGCCUCGACGCCCAGUCGAGUCGCCUAACGACCGCGACCAGGAUAGACGCAGAGUAUCUGUGCACGGUUGCUAGGGCACGAGAAAAUCGUACGCCCGAGCCUGAAGCACCAGGUGAGCCGACUUUACACUUAAAGUAG